Messenger RNA from Solanum lycopersicum (tomato), 1390 nucleotides. The record is from RefSeq and is a predicted model, not a curated record. Lineage: Eukaryota; Viridiplantae; Streptophyta; Magnoliopsida; Solanales; Solanaceae.
UAUAUGAGGCAGCAAGGAGCGAGGCAGAAUAAUGGCAGGGAAAAAAAUACUUUUGCAUAUGAAUGCAGGAAAUGGAGAAUGCAGUUAUGCCAGCAGCUCCACUCUUCAAGUAUGAAACUUGUUUGGAAUUGAGACUGUAAUUAUUGCUAUACGAACUCAUCAAUACUCUAUUUCCAGAGAAAGAUAAUACAAGAGGCAAUGCCUGUUUUAGAAGAUGCCAUCAAGAAGAUUGGUGAAAAAUCAUGUCUUAAUAUGGCAGACUUGGGUUGCUCUUCAGGACCAAACACACUCUUCACAAUAUCAAAUAUCAUAAAGAUUGUACAAAUAUUAUGCGACGAAAAGAGAUGCAAAAUGCCAGAGUUUCAAGUUUAUUUGAAUGAUCUCCCUGAUAAUGACUUCAACAACAUUUUCAAAUCGAUUCCAUCCUUCUAUCAAAACCACACAAAUUGUUUCGUAUCAGGCGUUCCAGGUUCCUUUUAUGAGCGGCUCUUUCCUAGCAAUAGCUUGCACUUGGUUCACUCAUCUUAUAGUCUUCAUUGGCUCUCUCAGGCUCCUGAAAAUUACAUGGAGAACAAUAACAACAUAUACAUAACAAGGACAAGUCCUCCUCAUGUAGUUGAAGCAUACAUGAAGCAAUUUGACAAGGAUUUCUCAAGAUUUCUGCAAUUACGCUCCGAGGAAAUAGUAAGUGGUGGACGUAUGGUUUUAACAUUUAUGGGAAGCACCAUUCCUGAUCCCUAUGGAAGUCACUAUGCCUUACUGGAACUUCUAUCAAACUCACUCAUUGAUUUAAUACAUGAGGGACUUGUUGAACAGGCAAAACUAGACUCCUUUAGUCUUCCUUUUUACGCACCAAACAAGGAUGAAGUUGAAAAAAUUGUUGAAAUGGAAGGUUCAUUUGUUGUGGAUACCAUUAACUUUUUCAAAGUGAAAUGGGAUGAGAGGGACAAUGAUGAUGAUCAUAUUUGUUUCGAUGCGUAUAGCAGUGGUAAACAUAUAGCAAGAAAUACUAGAGCUGUAUUUGAACAAAUGCUUGUUAGCCAUUUCCAAUUUGGAGAUUCGGUUGUUGAUUAUUUGUUUGAGAGAUAUGCCUACCAUUUGACUUGUAAUUUGUUGGUUCAAAAAGGCAACUACUUCAACAUUGUCAUAUCUUUAACAAAGAAAUGACAACAAGAUGCUGCACUUGCAAAUACACUAAUAAGCACCUCCCAGUCGGAGUGAUAGUUUCUUGUUAUUCAAUAACUAGUUACCGGUUGCACGUGGGCCCCAUGCUAAGUUACAUGAAGUUGUUGUAACAAUGUGUGCGUAUACAUAUAUAUAUAUAUAUAUAUAUAUAAAUAAAAUUUCUCUUAUCAUACAUAGAUAAUACUUUUGCAAGAGAAAAAGAGGA